AUUCGAUAGAUAAGGUUGAUGGGAUUUGCCCUGUAAGUUGGGAUGUACUGCCCAAAUUUGGUGGUACGAAUGCCCACGACAGCUGUUGACCAGGCUCAACGAAAGCUGCGGAGCGCUAACGCUGCAACAAAGCGCCUGUAUUCAUAAAUUAAAUAUGUAGUCCUACAUACAUUCGUCUUUUCAGGUUAACAACAGUUUGCCAACAUGGCUUCGCAAGACAACCUCGCUUCUCUCGUUGCAACUGCUGAGAAACUAGUGCACCCGCUCGCGGAGGUUCGGCGCCGUGCUGUACAGAGCCUGGACUUUAAGCUGAAGCAUCGCCUGCUGGCGCCGGAGGAUAUCGCAAAGGAACGGGCGGUCUUGAAGAAUCUCCUUGGCUGCUUGCAAUAUGACGACAACGGCGUUUCCACGGAUGCUGCCGUACUCAUGCUGCUGGCCAAAGUGGCAGCCUUACCCGGUGCUGCACGCCAGGUGUUGCACCUGGGGGGAGAGCAGCUGCUGUCGGGCCUGCAGCAAAGCCGUUCAGAGGAGCUGCAGCCAGCGGUUAGCAUGGCUCUCACAGCCAUCCUCGCUGCGCCAAGGAUAGCGGGAUCUCAGCCGGCAACGCCCGCAGCCUUGCAAUCUCAUGGUUUGCAUGGCGUGCCCUUGGGUACUUCAGCGGCUCCCGGGCAUUGGUCGGCACACACUGGCGACGCUGACCGGUCCUACACCGGUGCUGGGUUUGCUACGCAGCCGCCGCCCUCGGAGGCAUCCGCAGCCCCCAUCCCGGCUGCGGCCACUCUGCGGCUGUCGCACAAUGCGCCCCCGCCGCCCGCCUUCACGUACAAUCCAACACCUGCCGGCGUGUAUAGACAGGAAAUGCCUGGCGGUCCGGCGAUCUAUGACCUUCGGUCCAGCCAAGGUGUGUUGCAUGCAGCCACCGCUGCAACCGUUAGGCCGCCAGUCAACGGCGGGCCCGCAUCCGGGGCACAGACGACAACGGCUUUUGGCCGGACGCUGCGUACACGUCAAGGGGCCGAACGGCACCACCGGCAAAACGAAGGGACAGAUAAGGAUGCCGCUAACACUUGCAGCAGCAGCAGUCAACGUGACUGGGUGUUGCAGUCGGUGUCUCUGGGCCAGGCAGAUGACCAGGAGCUGUUUGAGCUGUCACUGCGGCUCAAGUACAUGGAUGAUCCGCGGAUUGCCCUGCCGGCGCUCAUUCAGCUGCAUGGCGCAUCGUUGGUGGAACUUCCCGUGGAGGCUGUUGUGGCGCGGCAUGACGUCGUGAACCACCUUUUGGCGCUGAUCACCGCCUCCAGCACGCGUCACGACAUGCUGUCCCUGGCAGCUCAGUCGCUGCUGCGAAUCGUGGUGCUACUGAAGAGGGCGCUGCUGCUCGCUACGGACCCCAUGUAUAACAGCCCUAGCGGUGCAAGCGGGGGCUGUGGUGGCGGUAGCGGCACCGGGCCUGCAGGAUGGGAGCAGAGCCCUGCUAGGUCCCCAGGGCGUGGUGGCGCCUCGUCUCCGCCGCCGUCUAGCCAUCUACCGUUCGUGGACGUGCCAGAGAAGCCGCCGCAGCAGCAACAGCAAGAUGCGGAUAGCCAGCGGUUACUGCCGCAGGCGCUGCCGAAAGCGGGCGGCGCCGGCGGUGAUGCUGCUCAGGCGGGCGUGACCCAUGGGUCGGCCGAUGGGCUUGUCAACGCGUCACGGCUGGCGUAUCUGAUAUCUCUGCAGGUGUUCAACGCUCUCAGAGAUCCGCAGCGUCUCUUCGUCCUGGCGCCGCUUGCGGAGGAGUUGAUGCCGCUGCUGCUUGUGGGCCGGGAGGGGGCGUUGGCGGCCGGGGGUUCAACCGAGCAGGAGAGGACCAAGUGGAGCCAGCUGCUCCAGGCCCUAUCGAAGGCCCUCAUUGCCAACCUUUCCAUCGCCCGCGCCGAGAGCCCUCCCGUCGUCCAAGCCAUCGCUCGAGACGGCGGCGCAGGGCCCCUGCCCCCCCUCCUCAACGCGCCCUCCGCAACCAUUCUCUCCCUCGCCGCCAGACUGCUCACAGCCCUUCCUCGCGAGCUUUGUACCCCUGAGUUCCUCCCACCAGCUCUCAUCGACACCCUUGCCGCGAUCGCGAGGGACGACAUCCUGUCAGAACUCCUACAAGGCAUGCGCGACGCGAUCCUACCUGUCCUAUCAGCUGUGCGCCCCGACGCAGCCACCCUACUUGACGUGGCGGCGGCUGGUGAGGCGGCGCUGGAGGCAGGCGAGACACUUGUACGGCAGGUGCCGCUGCUACGCUCUGGGGAUCUGCUUCCGGAGUGCUGGUUGCAGCAGCUGCAGCAGGCGCUUCCAGCGCUGCACCUGCCGCAGCAGCAGGAGACGCUGAUGGAGGCGGUGGUUCAGGGGCUUGCGCUGGUGUGUGGGUGUGGGCGUGGAGGCGGAGGCGGUUCAGCGGAGCCGGCGAGUGCCUCACGCCGCCUGGCAUGGGCUGCAUCGCCCGGUGGUGCACAUGGCAGUGCGGGAACUGAUGUGCACGAUGCAGCCGAUGCGGCGGGGACGGAGACGGGGAAGGUGCCAAGCUGGAUACGGCAGGCGGAGGAGCUUUUCCUGGCGCUGCUGUCGCAUGACUCCUCCGCCGUGUCGCUGGCGUGCUACAGCCUGCUGGAGAGCUUGGUGCAGGAGGUCAGGUCGCAGCCCGACCACCCGCUGCCCCGGCUGCUGACGCGGCAGGCCAUUCUGGAGCACCUGGUAGUGGUGGGCCUGACGGAGGAGCGCACCCGCCGCCAGGUGGCUCGCAUUCUGCUGCACAUCAUGCCUGGCGCACACGCCCAGAAGUGUCUCCUGCCCUGGACCUGCUGGGUACGUCUGUACGAGUCCGACCCCCAAGUCGGCGCACUCGCAGCGGCCUUGGCAGCCGCCAGUCACAGCAACCUGCAACAACAACAACAACAACAGCGGCAUGCCCUCAUGAGCUGCAGCUGGCCCUGGCUGCGCGCAGCAGUGCUGGAGCUAUACAGCGGGGAUGCGGAGCGGCGCCGGACCGCGUGUCGGCAGCUGGCGGGGGCGCUGCAGGCCCUGGGCUGCCCGGUGGCGGGUGGGGAGCCGCACUCCGCUGAUCCCUUCAGGGUCUGCCUGGACGGCGGCGCUCGAGACGACCUGGUUGUGCCCGCCGCCAACCCGCGCCUGGCUCGCAGCUUCCGCCCCGCUGACGUGGCCAACCUGUUGUCCAUCCUGGCGAACAGCGAGCUGGCAUUGGAGCUGCGGCGCUCGGCAGCAGAGCAGAUGCUGGCGCUGGCGGCGGAGGAGCGGCUGCGGGAGGUGCUGGAGGAGGAGGCCAGUCUGCGCACCAUUGUCUGCGUCGCAGCGCUGCGAGACCCCGCCUCCGGCGCCGCCCUCACCGCCAGCCAGGCGGGCUCCCUAGCUGUCCAGGGCCUGCAGCCGCCCAGCCCCGACCUGCUCUCCACGUUGGACGUGCAGCUGCCCAUCGCGGCUGUCAACCUGCUCUUCGUGCUGGCGGCGCAUAGCUCCCGGGUGCGAGCUUGGCUGACGUCUGCUUCGGAGGCAUCAUCUUCGUCCUGUCGCAUGGGCGGCCAGGGUGAUAGCAACGGCUUGGGUGGUGGUAAUGGAGGUGGUGGCGGUGGCAGCAGCAGUGGCGGUGGACUGGAGAUGCUGCAGAGCGGCGUGUUGCCGCUCGUGUUUCACAGCAUGGUAACGGUCCGGAGGGCCGUGGCGCGGUUGUUCGCAACGCUGUGUUUUGGCACGGAGGCGGAUCGAUGGUCCGGCUGGGCGGCGACGGUUGCGAAGGUGGCUGCUACACCACGAUCAGCGGCGGCGGAUGGGGACAGCAGGACUGUAGCGGGUGGUGUCGGAGGCGGCAACUCGGGCAGGGCUGGAGACGUGUUGCUGCUUCCGCAGCCCUUCCAGCGCGGGUACUGCUACCCCUGCCGCGUGACGUGGGUGGGGCUGCCGGUGCAGCACUGCCAGGCAGGGAAGCAGCAGCCCGCGCUUGCGGGCAAGCCUAGAUUACAAGAUUUGGUUUCAGAGCAGCGGCAGCUGGUGGUGCUGCUGAUCCAGGAGCGCCAGGCGCUGCGAGCCGCGGGAGGGGACGCCGGUCGCCUGCUUGCACUCAUGAACGAACGACCUGACUGCUUAGCUGGCCUCAGCCCCGCCGCACUGCACACGCUGGCAGCCAGCAUCCGAGCCGUGGCCCCCGCCGGCCUGGUGUCACGCUGCCUUGCUGCCGUACGCUCGGCCACCUCGCAUGCCGAGUGCACCCAGGCGCUGCGGGGCCUGCAGCUGGCGUGCAGCACGCGGCAGGGAGUGGCCGCGUUUGCAACGGCUGACUGGCAGGUGGCACUAGAGAACCUGCUGGCCACCUGCCCCAGCAGCCCCGAGGACCGGGCACUGUGGCUAGAGCUGCUGGAGCUGCUCCGGCGCUGCCUGGUGUCGGGGGGGCUUAACCAGCCCCAGCUGCUGCAGCUGGCCCUGUACUUCCAGCAGAGCGCCCUCAGCCUGCUGUCGGCUCCGGAUGCGUCCGUUGACCCGCCGGCGCUACCCAUCGCACUGGCGGGCAGCGCCGCCCUGCCCGCGCACUCCUCCGACCAGCAUGCGUACCUGGCGUGUACGCAGGCGGUUCUGUCCACGCUAGUGGAGCUGGUCAGGUGCGUUCGUAUGCGCCUGCCGCUGCAGCAGGCGCUCCGCGUGCUGCUGGCGCUCUCGCCCACGCAGCUGCUGCGCACCCUGGGGGCCGCCUACAUUGGCAACGGCGCGGCAAACUACGGCUGCCGCGCGCUGUCGGUGCAGCUGUUGCAGGAGAUGACGGCGCUGCUGGCGGCCGCGCAUGAAGUGAACGCCGUCGAGGUGGCUUCGCUCGAGCCAGGUCUUCAGGAGGCCUUGCUGGCAUGCCUGGCCGCGUUGCUGAACAACAUUGGCGGCGGCUUCGCAGCGGGGGCGGCUUCCGCUCCGCAGUUGGCUGGCGGUCUAGGCGGCCUGGGCGGCGCCUCCGUGCCAGCAGUGGCGGCGGAGCGGGCCCGAGAGCGGCAAGCGGGCGGCUUUGCUGGCAAGGGCGCGGUACGGCUGGCCAUGCACUGCCUGCUGCACCUGACAUCGCUGCUGCCGGUGGUGGAAUGGACGUCGGUGUGGCAGCAGCUGAGUGGCAGCUUCUGGGUGUCGCGGCUGCUGCGAGAUCGCGACUGGGUGCUGCGCUCCCUGGCAGCCGAGGUGCUGGCGCGACUCAUGCAGCCGGGGGCGGAGGGCACGCAUGCAAUGGUAGCGCAGGGCUGGCCUGACGCAGUUAAGAUGAUGGCCAAGGCCGCCAGUGACCGCGGGAACUGCUAUGCGUUGCGUGCGGCGGCACUCCGGGUGCUGGGCAGCUGCAUGGCACAGGAAGCUGCUGCACCCAGCGGCGUGACGCAGCCCGCCGCCGCCGACCCGGAAGACGGCGACUCGCCCUCUUCCGAAGCCUCCCUCCUGCCCCGCCGGCAGCUCUUCUCCUCCACCACCUCCCUCCCCCCUGCCGCUUGGUUGCUCCAACACGCCACGCUAUGGGCCCAGCUGCCCGCCAUGCUACGGGAACCAGACGCGCCAGCGCCCUUCCUGGCGUCCGCCCUAGCGCUGCUGCUGCAGGGGCUUCUGCUAGACGGUGAGGGAGUGGCGGCGCAGCUGGGGCAGCCGGGCCUCGUUGACCGCCUGCUUCAGCUGCUUGACGUCCGGACCAUCGGGGACGUGAUGGGGGUUGUAUGGCCUCAAGGAAGCGGAAGCAUGACGCCGGCGGUGGCAGCGGCUGGCAGCGGCGACAGGGCAGCGGUGCUGGCAGUGCUGGGGAGUGAUGCGGAGAGUUGCGCAGAAGGGCAGGCUGGUGGUCUUGGGAUCCGAGGAGGUGGUAGUGUUGCGGGUGUGGUUGGUACUGCGGCCGGGCUGGCGGCAGCAUCGAGCGGGCAGGGAGCGACUCGCUGGGCUGACGUGCCGGCCGCGAUGCAGCUGGAGAUGUGCGCUGGCAUCGACGCGAGCGUGAAGCCCAGGGCAGAGGACGGCCCGGCGAGUGGUACAAGACCCACUGAUCCGAACGACACCCGUCACCAUCUCGCCGCACUCCGCUGCGCCGCUUUGGCAGCCCAACUGCUGGCCCACACCCAGCAGGACCCGCCGUUACUGUCACUACCCAGCCUAGGCCUCUCCCCCGCAGCUGCCGCGGCAGCACUGCUGGGAUGCUUCGCUCGGCUGGCGUCUUGCGUGGCAGCGAUUGACGCGACCCAUGGGUCACAGACUGCUUCCCAGGCGGCGGAGGGCAUGCUACGGCUAGCCGCGGCACGGCAGGCGGCAGCCGCUGGAAACGCCGUACUGCAGCUCCUAGCUGAAGAUGAAGCGCACCAGGCUCUGGUGACGCUGAACGCCUUGCUUUCUCGUGCGCCUGGUCCGCUGCUAUGCCAGAGUGCUGAGGUGCUGCUGGCUGCCUGCAGCCCCCGGCCGCUCCGCAUGGAGGUGGUGUGUCUGCUGGCUACACUGCUGGCGCGGCGGGAGACGGCGGCACGGCUGCUGCAUUUCGAGCUGACAGAGGAGGAGUACCUGGUAGGCAGCACCGGCAAGGAGGUCGGAGCGGGUCUGUGUGCCGCGUUACUGGACCUCCUGCCAGACGGCGCCCUCGCCCCCGUUUCCACCUCCUCCCUCGACCUGCUGGGCUCGCCGCUGCCCCCGUUACAGCACUCCGCAGCCCCGGAUAGGCCCCCGACCCUGAGCUCCGACAGCCUGUGCAUCAUCGUGGCGCUCCGAAACCUGCUGGCGCACAGCAGCGGUGCCAAGAUGGCCGCGCUGCGGGCUGGGUACCAUCGGGCGCUGAUCGCCGGGUGCAGCAAGGCGACGACGCUGUUGGGGUCGGCUGUCACAGCGGCGCAGCAGGCGGCGUCUGGGGCGUCUGGGGCUGAGCGGAAGGCAGUCGGCUCGGUGGCAGCCUCUCCGACAACCAAGCCAGCGCCUGCAGGAAGGGGCGCCAGGCAGCCCGGCUCCUCGGCCCACGGACCCAGGGGUCACCCGGGCCUUCGCAAGCCAUCCUCUGCUGCCGCAGCUGCGCCGUCUACACAGCUGGCCAUUGAGGUUGGAGACGCGCCGUCGGUGCGAGUUUCCCUGGCCGAGGGGCCACAGCUAUCAGCGUCCCUGCUGCCCCGCGGCGGUGCAGACCAGGGGCGGCCGGGCCCCAAGGGACCGUCGGACCAGAAGGCAGCUGCCCGGCGGGCAAUAGAGCAAAAGGUGGUGGCCAGCCUGUCCCUGCUGAAGCACAUGGCGCACGGCAGCGCUCCUGCUCGCCAGCUGUUGGUGCGGGACGGCCUGGUAGCGCUGCUGCGCGCGUUGUGGCCGUGCGCAUCCGCCGCCACCAGCGGUCCUCUCUUCCAUGAGCUGCUGGGCUGCGCCACCAACCUGCUGCCGGACUGUGCGGAGGCGCGCUCGCGUGUGGCAUGUGAGGGAGGCGGACCCGAGGCUGCCAGCACAGCUGCAGGCGGUGCUGGGACGCUGCUAGGCAGCUUACUAGGCUGCGUCUUCGGGCCACUCCGUCUGGAGACGCCCACCUAUACCUUGUUGGUGGGUGUGCUGCUGCACUUCAGCGCGGCCGAGGACGGCGUGCAGCUGCUGCUCAAGUCGCCAUUCCCCGGCAUGUGUCAAAAGGCGCUGCAAGACAUGGCCAAUGCCCCCUGCGGCGGCACCGGAGGCCAGCGCUUGGGCCGUGACCUGCUGCGGCAGGCGGCUUUGCUGCAGGUGCUGGGCAACCUGGCAGCCUGGUCUGAAGGCCAGCGGGCGCUGCUCAAGUCCUCCUCCGCGCCUGGUCUGCUGGAGGUCGUCAUUCGCAUGGUGGCCAGCAGCCCAGAUGGCGUGCCCCUCGCCUACGCGCCCUUGCAACAGCAUCCUCAGCCGCAGCAGGACCAGCAGUGCGCCCUCCGUAACGCCGCGCUCGCCCUCCUGCGGAACUUGUGCUUUGCAGCGGAGGCGAAGACGCACCUGUUGGCACAACCAGCAGUGCUUCCGUCGCUGGUGGCGGCUGUGGAGGGGGUUGCGGACAACCCGCAGGGGGCUGCGUACGCUGCGUCGGGCCUGUGGUCGCUGGUGUACCAUGGAGAGAAGGUCAAGGCGGCUCUUCGGCGUGUGCCCAGUGCAGUGCAACGCCUGGUUACAUCGCUCGCAACCGCGCGCUUUCAGGAGGCCCGCGCCUCAGCUCGGCUGCCGGCUGCAUCCCCAAAGCGGAACAAUGGGAUGGCCACGGGGCAUCACGCCUCAAAAGGCGUCGAUGGGGAGGGUCCGACCGUUUCGCCUUCCGUGCAAACGGCGUCAGGACAGGACAGCCGCUGCAUGUGGUUGCAGCAGGCGGUCCUGCAGCUCUCGGGGCUGCUUGAGGCCUUGCAAGCAACGUCGAUCGCGGGUUCCGCAGAGCAUGGCGAGCAUGCGGAUCGGUCCUCGCUGCGUGACCAGGAGGCCCAGCUGUGAAAAUGUAACUAAACGUAGGUAUCUGCAUCGAAUGCUGCAAGUGAUUGGGGA
Molecule: messenger RNA, 8487 nt
Organism: Astrephomene gubernaculifera
Lineage: Eukaryota; Viridiplantae; Chlorophyta; Chlorophyceae; Chlamydomonadales; Astrephomenaceae
Source: the annotation of a GenBank genome assembly